This is a messenger RNA of Tachyglossus aculeatus (Australian echidna), 2725 nucleotides long. It is a transcript of the gene CAPN10, whose product is annotated as calpain 10. The transcript has 13 exons. Gene Ontology annotation, biological process: proteolysis. The record is from RefSeq and is a predicted model, not a curated record. Lineage: Eukaryota; Metazoa; Chordata; Mammalia; Monotremata; Tachyglossidae. The coding region runs from base 176 to 2185 and encodes 669 amino acids. Gene Ontology annotation, cellular component: cytoplasm. Gene Ontology annotation, molecular function: calcium-dependent cysteine-type endopeptidase activity.
AGGAAAGGCGGCCGAGCCCCCACUUGGUUACCCAUUUGUCCUCCCCCAAGCGCUUAGCACAGUGCUCUGCACACAGCUAGCGCUCAAUCAAGGAGAUUGAAUGAAGGAAUGAAAGGCAGGAACGCAGACUGGAUGAAGACAGGGAGGUUCGGGGGUGGAUGAAGGACUCCCCGAAAUGCUGAAAAUGCCAAGCGACGGGGGAGAGACCUUCACCGAGAGACAGUUAUUUAAAGACGCUACAUUUCCAGCCUGCGAGUCCUCCAUCUUUUUUAACUUUUCCACGCCACUCGCGCAAUUCAGAGGGGACAUCUCCUGGCUGCGGCCUCAGGAAAUUUGUUCUAAUCCUCGGUUAUUUCCUGAUAAUCCCCGUGAAGGCCAGGUGAAGCAAGGGAUUCUGGGGGACUGCUGGUUCCUCUGUGCCUGUGCUGCGCUCCAGAAGAGUAAACAUCUCCUCGAUCAGGUCAUCGUCCCAGGGCAGCCGAGCUGGUCGGACCAGGCCUACCGGGGCUGCUUCACCUGCCGCUUCUGGCGGUUCGGACAGUGGACGGACGUGACGGUGGACGACCGCCUGCCUUGCCUUGCGGGGCGGCUCUGCUUCUCCCAGUGUCAGGCGGAAGAUGUUUUCUGGCUCCCCUUGCUUGAAAAGGCCUACGCCAAGCUGCACGGAUCCUAUGAGCACCUGUGGGCCGGGCAGGUGGCCGACGCCUUGGUGGAUUUGACGGGGGGCCUGGCCGAGAGGUGGGCCCUGAAGGAGACGGGACGAAGCGGGGAGAAGCCCAAGACGGUCUUCCAGAGUCUGCUGCACCUGAAGGACCAGUGUGUGAUCAGCUGCUCGGUACUGAGUUCCCGGCAAGGUGCCAGUGACCUGGGUGAGUUUCACGCUUUCAUCGUGUCGGACGUGCGGGAUCUGUGCAGCGAUUCUGGCGGGAGGCUCCUCCUCCUGCGGAUUCAGAACCCCUGGGGGAGGCGGUGCUGGCAGGGGGCCUGGAGAGAGGGGGGUGAAGGAUGGAACCAGUUAGAUCCAACGGUGGCCUCGGAACUGCUGUCCCUGCUGCAGGAAGGAGAAUUCUGGGUGGAAGAGGAGGAGUUUGUGAGGGAGUUUGAUGAGGUCACCGUUGGUUAUCCGGUCACUGAGGAGGGUUGCCUGCAGAGCCUCUAUUCAGAGAGAGCGUUCCACCACACUCAGACGUUGUGUGGGGCCUGGGUCGCGGGGCAGUCUGCAGGUGGUUGCCGUAACAACAGCAGCUUUCCUAGUAACCCCAAAUUCUGGCUGCGGGUCUCGGAACCGAGCGAGGUGUGCGUGGCCCUCCAGCAGAGACCCCGGCGGUAUCGGACGGAUUGGGCCGGCAGGAUCCGGACUCCAGACCGCGUCGGAGAAGAUGGGCGGGGCCUGACUGGAGAAGGGCUCCCCGGGAAGGAAUACCGGGCCGUGGGGCUGCACGUCUGGAAGGUCGAGAAAAAGCGGUUCAACCUGGCCCGGACCCUGUCUGCCCCGCCGGUGGCUGGGACCGCCUGCCACGCCUAUGACCGGGAGGUCCACCUGCACUGCGAGUUCUCCCCAGGCUAUUACCUGGUGGUCCCCAGUGCUUUUCGGAAGGAUGCCGCCGCCCAGUUCCUGCUCCGCGUGUUCUCCACAGGGCGGGUCUCCCUCAGCGAGCUCAAACUAACCCGCGGCAGCGCCUUGGCCGGAGAAGAGUUCCCGGCCGGGGAGUGGGAGACCGUGCAGCUGGAGGGGAGCUGGAGGAGCGGGAAGACGGCCGGGGGCAGCCGCAACUUCCCCUCCUUCCCCAGCAAUCCGUGCUUCCCUCUUUGCGUCGCCCCAGGCCCAGGGGCCCAGAGGGUCCAAGUGACACUGCGCCAGCACUGCCAGGAUCGCUGCCACCCAAUCGGCUUCCACAUCUUCCAGGUGCCAGGGAGCAGCGGCCAGACCCCGGAGGCGUCCCCCUGGUUGCGCGGGGAGCCUUUAUUGAGCUGCGUACCGCACUGCUACGACCAAGAAGUCAGCCAACUGUGCCGUCUUGCUCCAGGGAAUUAUGAGAUUGUGCCCUCCACCUAUUUGCCUGACUUGGAAGGAGACUUCACCCUGACCAUAGCGACCAAAAUCGACAGGAAGCCCAUUAAGAGUCAGGAGACGCUGGGGCAAGUCGUGCAGGAGGUCUCCUUCAGGGCGGUGAUGAAAAGGUAACUGCAGACGGCCUCAGUUGGCACUGUUUGGAAAACCCGGCCCUCCUCCUUCCGUGGAGCCCGAAAAGAUCCUGGCCUUCCACGCCGCCCUCCUGAUCGGAGACGCGUCAGGCGACUCAGCGGGCCCCUGUGCUAUACCUUCCGCCCAGCUCAGCUCGGGGGCUCCUUCCAGCUGCCGAGUCUCCCGGAAGAAGCCAGAUCCGUGACGGACGACAGGUUGCGGUUAAUCCAAACCCUCAGGAGUUCCAGCGGGGCCAGGAGAACUGAGGGGCAGGACCAGGCAAGGCGGUCCAAGACCACCCGCGGCCCCAGGACAGGCGAGAGGCUCUCUGGAGCCCAAGAAGAAUCCUGGAUGGGGAAACCUAAAUCCGUCCUGUACCUUGCUUCCUAGCCAGGGGCAGGCAGUGGCAACCAUUCUCUAGGUUUCGGGGCUGGGGGUGGUGGGCGAGGGGACUGGAAUAGCGGUAGAUUGUUCUGGAUCGCAUAAGAGUGUUGGUGAGCGGUGGGAAUUCAUUCAUUCAUUCAUUCAAUCAUAUUUAUC